Messenger RNA from Capsella rubella, 1048 nucleotides. RefSeq names its product F-box protein At1g80960. Lineage: Eukaryota; Viridiplantae; Streptophyta; Magnoliopsida; Brassicales; Brassicaceae. The transcript is spliced from 4 exons. The record is from RefSeq and is a predicted model, not a curated record.
AUGAGCUGCAUAAUCAUUCAUGUCUCAUACCAAGGUGGAAAUGAAAUGCUCAAUACUUGGAUUCGGUCACUGACUUGCUUGAAACUCGUGAAAGUUCUCACUCUUAGAUGCCAUUCUGGUACUUAUGAUCGAAAGUUCGAAACUUCUAACUUUCCCCUGAACUCCUUCUCCCAUCCGAGCCUUAUGUCACUCUCGCUACAUUCAUACAGUCUCGAAAGCUCACAUCUCUUGAGAAACUGCUCGAAUCUCAGGACCCUCAAACUUUUAUCAAUCGUCGCUCCCGAGAUUGGAGUCUUUAACAGGGUACUCGCAUCUUGCCCUUGUCUGGAGGUGCUUGUACUACAUAUCAUUUGCGUCAGCAAAAGUAUGGUUCCUUUGAAGAUUGAGAACAACAAAUUAAAGCUCUUGCAAGUGUCGUCUAUGGAACUCAUUGAUGGCAUUAGUGUGUCAACAACUAGUCUAGAUAUUCUCACCAUCAUAGAUAUCUGCUGUGGGAGAGAUGGCCUUUCCCUCCAGUCUCCCCAACUCCAGUUUAAUAGAAACUUUUGGGUUGCAGGGGCUUACGUGCCUCAUAUCAGCUACAACAUAUCAGGGGAAAAGAGCAUUGGGAAUGAAGAAUUUGUGAACAACAUAUAUGAAGUUGAGAGGUUACGACAAGUCUUAGGUUUAUAGACUCAUAAAAUGCUCGAGCUUGAGAUCAUAUUCAAGGAUAACAAUGGUCCAACGGAAGAAAAUGAGUCUUGGCAAAAAAAGUUGUGGGAGGAGAACAAUAACAAAGAUCCGUUCCCCAAUGCUAAAUUCCACGUAGAUACUCUGUGGAUGUAUAACUUCAGCGGCUCAGAGGAAGAGUUUGCCUUGGUGUCGUGUUUCAUAAGGCAAGGGACCGUGGUAGAAAAGUUGAUGAUCAAGACGUCAUCCUUUCCUGCAAGGAAGAAGUUAAAGAUAGAAGCUACAGUGGCCAAGCUACAUGCACUUCAAACGAAGCUUACCAUCGAAUGUUUCUAAGCGAAUUUAAUUGGUUCUUAAGUUGAAAUCUUUUCAAUCUAAA